This is a messenger RNA of Triticum turgidum subsp. durum (durum wheat), 2151 nucleotides long. NCBI's taxonomy places the organism in Eukaryota, Viridiplantae, Streptophyta, Magnoliopsida, Poales, Poaceae. The record is from the annotation of a GenBank genome assembly.
AUGCCUCGACUCCGGGCCGCCUGCCCUCUGACUCUGAUCUGCCUUCUGAUGUGGGAAUUCUGGCGCGCUUUUGCGUGCGCGGUGCAGGGCGGCAUGGGGAGCGGCGGCGCCAGGCGGCAUUUCUUCCCGCUUACCAGCUUGCAAAUCGGGGAUUUACAGUCAUAUCUUGCAGAGCUCACUAUAUUUCUGUGCCCCGAUACCAAGAAGUUCCUUAUCUUCCUUGACAACCGUCCAUGGUUGCUAGAUCAGAAUACAAAACCUGCUCACCUGUGGCAAUUGAUGGUUACCAAGUCAAGAUUUUCUCCUUUCGCGAACACUAGAACUAGGAGAAAGAGAGAUGAAGGUGGAAAUAAGCUUGUAUUUUCAGAAUUCCCAACAUCUGCUCCACGUGUGUGGAAUCAAUCAUCCAGAUGGUAUACCCUGAUUGAUGAUACCAUGCGGAAAAAGAAGCUUCAAGUAAAUAAAUUGAAGGAUUCUCGCCUGCUGAAUAGGGAGCUGCAUCGGACAUUGUAUGGUUUUAUUAUUUUUGAGGUAGACUGGGCUGACGUGCGUGGCAUUAAUUAUUUAAAUGAGCUUCAGACUGAUACAUCAAUGGUGGCCGAAGCAAAAAUAAUGAAGAGAUGGGAAUUUGAUAGCGUCAAUCAAGCUUCAUCUUUAAUCACUUCUUGGUUCUCGGGGAAUUACUCAGAGUGUCAGCUCUUACAAGAUUAUUUAAAUAGCAUCUCUCCUAAAGGUGAUGUUUUUUAUGAUGCCCUAGAUGACUUAACACCUGAAUUAUGGGAUACUGAGAGUGUAAAGAGCGAUGGUGAUGAUUGUGGGGAUUGUGUUAGGGUGUCGUCAAGUUCCACAAGCUCAUCAUACACCCCGCCACCUUGCUCUGGACCUUACAAGAGAAGAAGGAUAACAAGAUCUGAUGCUGGAAGUGAUAUGUCAGAGGAACCAUACUCAGAAUUUGUGACUUCACCAAGAUAUUCAUCAUAUUCAUCUUCAUCAUGUUGCAGUGAUAAUGACAGUGGCAAGCCACUGGUGGAGCCUAGCAUAUACAAGGAUGUGCUGAUCUUGUUCCGAUUCAAUGAUCAUGAUCUGCCGUUCAGACUAAAGGAAGUUAUACUGUCUGAUGUGAGGCUCUUAACACUACUUGAGUAUGGUCUUCCUUCAUGGGUCAUUUUUCUUCAGUCAUAUCCAGUGUUCUGCAAGAUAUAUCGCCCAUGGAUGUGUCCUCUAGCCAGAGCACUAUACGUCUUGAUGUCAUUAAUUACUGUUCUUAUAGGAUUUUAUGACCUCUACAAGAAUGUACCAAUGUUGAAGGCAACUGCCUCUAGAUUAUUUGGCCCUUUGUUUGAUUGGAUAGAGACAUGGGAAAUGAUCUCAAGGCUUAAGUAUCUUGGAACCAUGCUUUUUCUGAACAAUUUCCAGCAGGCUUUUACAUGGUCUCUUAAGAUUGUACGUGCUACUAAGUCUGUUCUUAGUGUAUUGACAAAGCCAAUUAUGGGGCCACUGUUGGAGGUUCUUGAAUUUACCCUGCCACUAUGGAACCUUUGUGCUGAAACGGUUGAAUAUCUCAGUUCAGCUGCAAUGGUAGCGAUGGAAACAUCAUUCAGUGCGGUUGUCAGUACAGUUCAGAUGAUCAUGUGGCCAUUUUGGUUUAUCUUCAGUACGAUGUUUAAUAUAGCCAAUUCAAUCUUAUACCCUGUAAUUUGGUUCGUCGGAGAGAUACUAGCCGCACCUUUCCGACUUGUCGUUGCGCUAGCAAGUUUUGUAGCAGACUUCUUCGAUGAUAUUUUUGAUGUUUUGAGGCAGACCUGGUCAACAUUAAGUUCGGUGUAUCAAGUUGGUUCUGCAUCCAGAGCACCUGCGCUUACAUCGGAAACUACCAUUUGGGGAUCACUCUGGAAAGAUCUUCUGUACCAGAUUUUCCGUGCAGUCCGUAGCAUUUUGUACGGUUUUGUUGCCUUCUUUUCAACGUGCAAUAGGCACCGGCUCAGCAUAUACAAUCACAUAGAAGUUCUUCUCCGGCGCCUGUCCCGCGCCUUAAAUGGCACGCGACAUACCUCCUCUUGUGAAGGAGCUCAGAAGUAUACUAGUCAAGAUCAUCCUCUGUAUCAAAAUAUUAGACGUUUUUUGACAGUCAAAAAGCAUCUUGUAUUUUGA